ACUUGGUCUUCGACAGUGUAUACUAUCCUGAAAACUAGAGGCCGUCUACUUAGUACUUAAAGGCAGCAACGGGUUCGGCUAGAUUCGCCGGCGUGCAGCUAUCGACUGUGUCCGAUCCUGAUCUGUCGGACUGCCUAGGCUUUCUUCUUGUUGUUCAUGCUGUUCGUUGUCCUCGAAAUAUUGAAAAGCUUGGCUACGAUCUAGCACGUCGCUAGCACCGCUCGCUCACCUCCUACCCCCAGCAUCUUGUCGUCGGCCCUGCUGCAACGACAUGGAGAUGAUGGGUCUCGAAACAGGUGGGCAAGGUGACACAUGAUGUAGUCGGAGCAAAGAACGCGGAAUGUCGCCAUCAUGCUAUCACCACCCAAAACAUCACGAUCUCCGACUCCGACUCCCAAGCUCUCAUCACUGGUUGGGACUUCGCUUCUCGCCCUACCGCCGAUGAUCCAUCGAAGAUUCUCCCACCUGGAAAUUCCCUCCCAUUCGCACCGUCACCGGCCCCGCAUUUGACAUCUGCGGCUGAUCAUUCGAAGAACAGGACUUGGACGAAGCAGCUCUGGCAUUCCACGACGCGCUCAACUCGACGUACUGGCUGCUUCCAUACCUCUUUUUGCCCUAUGGGAUGCACGCCUACCAUCGCCAGGCUUCCCAUUCGGCAGCCUCCUUGAGUCUCGCCGCCUCCCUAACCGCAGAUAUCGACAUAUACUAUCUUUAAUCCCACAUGUCCCACUCUGUCAAGGAACAUGACAAGGACGAGAUGGAAGCGAUGGCGGGCUUCGGUUGGAAUGAAGAUAAUGGGCGCGUGGCUCCGAGGGAGACCUAUUAAGGUCAGCUAUGAUUCGGAACAUCAUGCUUUGAUGAUCCGUUAGAACCUUCAUAGCGCGAUUAGGAGCGUACGUAUUGGAGCCUCGGAUGAGAUGAAGAGGAAUGCCGACGAGGAUAAACAUUUGAAGUGGGGAACAUGGAUGGACAUCGUGUUCAGGUUCAUCGCGCGUUACCGACCGAGCCAAGCUCGGGCAGUGCGCUGCUCUCUACCAAGCGCUAUCCCGCUCCUUUUUCUUCGAAAUUGGACAGGCCCUCAUGUUGGUAGGCAGGGGGUCAUGGUAGGCACAUGGGCUCAAGUCUCCGUCGGGUUGCGUCUACGUUCAUCAUGAUGCCAAUCUGGUGGACGAUUAUGUUGGAGGGCCAGACGCGUGUAGUUGGUACGAGGAUAUCGUUUGAAUAUCGUUGUGGUCCACAAAAGGUAU
Stereum hirsutum FP-91666 SS1 is the source of this 1247-nucleotide messenger RNA. RefSeq lists its product as uncharacterized. The record is from RefSeq and is a predicted model, not a curated record. The transcript is spliced from 3 exons. Lineage: Eukaryota; Fungi; Basidiomycota; Agaricomycetes; Russulales; Stereaceae. Bases 918 to 1154 code for a protein of 78 amino acids.